UUCAGCUUAGGACGCUCAACAUGAAGAGCGGCAAUGCUUCAAUCUUCAAGCCAUGGCAGUCGUCAGGUAAACUCUGGAGCCAAGAUCAUGCUACACGACAUGCUACUUGACUCGCUCUUCAGCACAGCAGACACUCCCAGUUUUUUUGGUCUGUCUCCAACAAUCUGACAUGGAUGGCUGAAGGCCAUGGAGAUUGACUUCAGCCAAGACUUUGCCCGAUGGACAGCCGAAGUCGCAGCGUCUCCCUUGCAGCUCAGGGGAGCGUCGGCAAGUCCAAGCCCGUCGGCCUUCAGGCCAGUGGAACUUUUCGCUUCUCCUGAGGGCUCUCCAUCCCUGCACGAUGAUGUGCUGAGUGGCAUUUCUGAGCCACGUGAGGAUGCUUUCGUAUCUUCUCAAGCCUCGGUGCGGCAGUUGGAGUAUGGAAAGCUGGAGAGGUGGAUUGCGGCUGGCGGCUCCGUGGAGAACUUCGCGCCCUGGUUUCGGGAGAUGCUCAUGGAUCAGGAUGAGCACGCCUUAGUGAGCGCUCUGCGGGCAGUGGCGCAGCACUACCGCAGUAGCGCCCAGCAGCAAGCGCUAGGCGUGCAGAAAGAGGGGCAGGUGUUUGUGCCGCCUGUGCCAUGCUACUGGCUUCCGACCUUGGCUGAACGCCUCAAAGGCACAACAGAGAAGGUGGCGCAUGAGGCUGCAAAGCUGGUCGCAGCAGUUCUGCUGGCUGCACCGACGAGGACUGCAGAUCGCCGUGCCGUUGGCGAUGGGCUUCAAGCAGAUGCAGAACAUGAGUUCUUCCGUCGCUUUGCUCUCCUGGAGCUGCGAGCCAAAGGGCAGUUGCUUGCGGCAUGCAAGGAUGUACUCCAGCCAGAGGAUUACCAGGUGAUGGCACAAGCAGUCUCAGAUGAGCAGGAGUUGCAGGUGGUGGUGGAGGAUGCAGUGCACGAAACACCAUCAAGCCCAUCUCUGACAUCGCCCGGCUCGCGGCCCUGUCGCAGCGACGCCCUGUGGGCCAAUGAGCCGAAGACCUGGCGCCAACGGGUACGAUGCUUGGAACACCUGGCGGAGCAGCGAGAAGGAGAAGGCCUCGGGGGUCUUUGGCCACAGCUUCUCCUCCAGGUCGAGGAUGACCAUCCUGCUGUUUCUGCAGCUGCUAUGCAUUGCUUGGCCUGCUUGGCACCACAGAUGUCGCCACCACGGGAGCACCUCGUCAGCCGCCUGGCCAAUGCCUUGCGACAGCGGCUGCGGGAGCCUCGCUGCCGGUUGCGCAACGCAGCGCUAGAGCUUCUCAAUGCGGUGAGUGGUCAACGACAACUGCAAUUGGUCUCCAUGACCUUGCAGAUGCCCAAGGACCGUGUACGGAAGGCUCUCCAAGAGGCCAAAAGGUCAGAAGGCGCCGGAGCCGGACCAGGUGCAGGUGAGAUGUCUCAACUUGAGGCCCUUCUCUCAGAGGCUUUUCCCAGUCGAUCAGGGCUGAACACCCCGAGCCCGGCACGUCUUGCCAUCACGGCGAUCUCUCCUCAGAAGCCAACGCCCUCAACGCGAACGCCGUCCUCAACGCCUGAGGAGGUGCUCCAGGCUGGCAGGACCUGUGAUGCCACUCCACCACAGACGUUCCUGAAGGGUCAAAUUUCUACUCCACCACGAAAGGUUUUGUCACUGGACUGUGGACGAGGAAGUGGUGAGAAGCUUGACAAGCUCCCGUCCGAUUCCAAACUCCUAAGCUUUGAGGCGACGCCGGACCAACGGGCAAGCACGAAGGCCAACGUGGUGAGUGGGGAGGAGGAGGAUUUCCAGGUUGAUCGCUCACAAAAGGAGGAGAUCACCUUCAAGUUCGCCGACCGCGCUGAAGUGCCGGGAUGGCUGGGCGUCGACGUUCAAUCUGAGGUGAUUGGCCGCAUCCUUGAGGUGAAGCCAGACCGGAUCCUCCUGGUCACGGAGACGGUUGUGGAUGAGCUUCAUGGCGACUACUUCAAGCCGCUGAUGUCCGGCGGCUCGAGUGGUGGUUCCGGAGACAACUUCUUGGGUGGCGAGCUGCCGCCGAUGAACAAGUUUGUUCUCCCAGGAGGUGAUGAGUCCAAGUCCUGGGAUUAUCUCUCGUCGGAGCUCUUCUCAGGCUUGGGAGAGCUGGCCAAAAAUGCUGCGCUUUUGGGUGGCAAGCAUGCGGAGGGCUUCAGGAAGGCCCUCUCCUCUGACCGCAUCAAUGCAGAUGCGGGUGGCUCAGGUGAUGAGUUCACCAUGGAUGACAAAAUGCUCAUGGAGUUGUUGGCUCUGGGCAUUGAUGCAAAGAUGUCCGUGCUUGCGGAUGACGCUUAUGAGAAGAACUGCGGCAUGAUCUUUGAGUAUGGACAUACCGUCUCCCAUGCCAUUGAAAAGGCAUAUGGAGAUGGGGUCAUCCCCCAUGGCCUUGGGGUGACAUACGGCAUGCUGUCCAGCCGCUGUGGCCACAAGCCGGAGCUUUCUGGGUGGAUGUUAAGCCGAAGGCUUUGGUCUGGGACUAGCGGUGUCCACCGCGGUCGUCUGGGCACUGCUUUCCUGGUUCCGGACGACCAUACCAUUUGGGUGCCUUUCGUGACGGGCUACAACAAAGAUCUCCAUUUGGCUAGGGGGUGGGAAGUAUGGAUGUGCAUUUGGUUCUACGACAUGCUCACUUAG
Messenger RNA from Durusdinium trenchii, 2643 nucleotides. The record is from the annotation of a GenBank genome assembly. Lineage: Eukaryota; Dinophyceae; Suessiales; Symbiodiniaceae.